Molecule: messenger RNA, 3106 nt
Organism: Ooceraea biroi (clonal raider ant)
Lineage: Eukaryota; Metazoa; Arthropoda; Insecta; Hymenoptera; Formicidae
Product: BTB/POZ domain-containing protein 1
Biological process (GO): neurogenesis
Cellular component (GO): P-body; cytosol
Molecular function (GO): protein binding
Source: RefSeq, a predicted model, not a curated record
GCGCCGUGCGCUCUGCGAAUGCGGGCGGCACUGCGCGGGACGGAUGACAGUUUGCGGUAGUUUGCGGCAGGAAGAGGGUGCAGUGAGUUAUCAUCGUUGUGUGUCGGCGUUCCACGGCAUCUUCGCGUGCUCGUGCGAAAACCGGGCAGCGAUAGUAUCUCGGAGGAAGAUCGCGGCCGCGAGUGAGAUAACGGAACAUAACCUCGCGCGGUGAAUACAUAUUGUACGCGACGGGUCGCCGCGCGAUUAAAUGAGACGGGGCAGUAUCUGAGCAAGUACCGCGUUCCGUGUGCGAGCAUGUCUACGCAUGCCACCCUGGACGACGACUGUGUCUCGUCGAGGCUGCAGAGUCUGCGGUUGACGAAUCACCGCGAGGACGAGCGCGACGCGACGGAGAACAGGGCGGGCGACCUCACGAGGUCGACCGGCAGCGACGGAGGCGCCGGGCCGUCAUCGUCGUUUCCGUCCUCUUCGCGAGGACCGUUGCGAAACAUCACCGUCGCGGACAUCAUGUCGCAGACGCGACGCGCGCUCAAUUUCGUCGGCGACGAGGAUCAACCGACGAGCUCGACGGUCGCGCGAAACGACGCGUCCAUCUCGAACGGCGAUAACCGACCGCCUACUAAUGCGGCGAACACGUCGUAUUUGGAGGGACGACCGCAGAGCAACGUUGUUCUGGAGAACUUGCCUGCGCAGGGUCAGCCCUCGACAGUCAUGUACAACUGGCAGGGUACAAAGGCGACGAUGCGCGAGAGAAUCGCGUUUCUCUUCAACAAUGAGAUACUGUCCGACGUGACUUUCCUGGUUGGGAGAGGGGCGCAGCAGCAACGCAUACCAGCCCACAAACUAGUCUUGUCCUGUGGAAGUGCCGUGUUCGACGCAAUGUUCAACGGAACGCUCGCGACAGCUUCCUCGGAGAUAGAAGUACCUGACGUAGAGCCAACUGCUUUUUUGGCGGUGCUACUUUUUUUAUAUACCGAUGAGAUACAAAUAGAUCCUGAAACUGUGAUGACGACGUUGUACACCGCGAAGAAGUAUGCGGUGUCGGCUUUGGAGAAGCAUUGCGUCGAUUUCUUGAAGACCAAUCUAACCAGCGACAAUGCCUUCCUGCUGUUGACGCAGGCUCGUCUGUUUGACGAGCCGCAAUUAGCCUCGGUCUGUCUGGACACGAUAGACAGGUUUACGACUGAAGCCUUCAACGCGGAUGGAUUCACGGACAUCGACAUCGACACGUUGAUGAUAGUCUUGGAAAGGGAUACUCUUCAUGUCAGAGAAUCAAAACUAUUUCAGGCCGUCCUAAGGUGGUCAGAGGCUGAAUGUGUUAGACGACAGUUAUCAGUCACUCCGGAGAAUCAGCGUUUGGUUCUAGGCAACGCUCUGUCGUUGGUUCGCUUCCCGCUCAUGUCGAAGGAAGAAUUUACGGCGGGUGCGGCACAAUCGGGGUUGUUAAAUUAUUCCGAGAUCCUGUCUUUGUUUUCAUAUUUCAUAUUGAAUCCGAAACCUUCAGUGGAAUUUCAAACGGUGCCGCGAUGUAGCAUAACAGGCAAGGAGCAAACUGUGUGCAGAUUUCAGCAUACCACAAGCGAGUGGGGAUAUUUUGGAACCAGCGAUCGUAUUCGAUUUAGCGUGGACAAACGUAUCUUUCUUAUCGGCUACGGAGUUUACGGCAGUAUGCAGAAACCAGCGAUAUACGACGUGACAAUGGAACUGAUUCACACCGCGUCCGGGAAAGUGAUAGCUAAGAAUACAACAAGUUUCAGCUGUGAUGGAUCCAAGUAUACGUAUCGGAUAAUGUUUAAAGAGUUAGCGGAAAUCUUGCCAAAUACGAUUUACACAGCGUCAGCAACCUUCAAGGGGCCACUAUCCUAUUACGGCAUAAAGGGAUUGAAAACGGUGUUAAUGGAUUACGAUUCGGGAAACGGGAAAGUGAAAUUCGAGUUUAGCAGCGAGAUGGGAGAGAACAACGGCACAUCCAUCGAGAAAGGUCAAAUUCCUGAGCUUAUCUUCUAUACGUAAUAUCUUGAUGUAAAAUGACAUUCCUCGUACUUGCUUGACUGUCCAUAAGGAUUCAUUCAAUUGGUAGACUGUAAAAGUACAGACUGUGGUUUUGCCGAGUUUUGUCAAUUACACAUCUUGUGAUCGUUCAUAGAGUAGCGAUUUAAUUUAAGUGAUCCACUGGCGUGCUAAAGGAAUUAAUACGAAGGAAUAUUCAAGAUUCUCUCAUAAUUUUGGUUGAACAAUAUUGAUCAAUAAAUUAUUAUAUACAUGUACAUUACGAUCUUUUUCAGCAAGUAUUAUGGAAUAUAUUCCUUGUCUUUCAGAACUUGGAUAUUAAAAUGAUUUCAGCAUAUAUCGGCUAUAGCCAAUGUUAAUUAUUAAUUAAUUGUACAAGCAAGAGGUCAGAAACGGAGAUGUACAAUCUAUUUUUCUAUCGUUUUAAUUGAGAUCUGUGCAAACCAAAAAUAUAGUUAUAUAAUAAUGUUAAAUAAUCUUUAACUAAGUACACAUACAUACACGUACAACUGAGAUCAUCAUCUGUACAUUUUAAUUUUGCCUAAAUAUUUUGCUCGGGAUAUGUGUACGUUAUGUGACAUCAUGAGACAUUAAGCGAAUGGCACUUCAAUGCAAAGACAAUUGCUGCAAUAAAGCCUAAAGUAUGUUGAAGUAUUUUUUAGUGAAAGUUGGUAUAUUUUGAUAGUCGCAUUGCGCAGAGCAGUGUAGAUCUUGUAGAUUAUGUUGCCGUAAUUUAACGAAAAAUUAAUAUCGAAUAAGAGUAACAAAUAAGAAAAAAAAAACUAUCUUGAAAUCGAUUCUUCUCUCUGACAAAGCAACAUUGAUUUACUUAUCGGAACUCCACUUCUAAUACAGAAUUUAACAUAUUUCUGUAUUCGAUCAAAGAAAAUAUUUAAAGUUUGGCCUUUGUUAACAAAAAUUACUCUAGUUAAUAAUGUUAUUCUUAGCGCUUUUAGAGAUGAACGUACGUAUGUACCAACUCGAUACUUUUCUUGGAAUAGCAUAUACAUACGAUUUUUAUUUGUGAUUAUAUUUAAUACUGUGAAAAGUGUAUAUUACAAUGUUACAUAAAUAAAGAAAUUAUUCCAUAAUA